Messenger RNA from Caenorhabditis remanei, 2082 nucleotides. RefSeq lists its product as uncharacterized. Gene Ontology annotation, biological process: proteolysis. Gene Ontology annotation, cellular component: cytoplasm. NCBI's taxonomy places the organism in Eukaryota, Metazoa, Nematoda, Chromadorea, Rhabditida, Rhabditidae. The record is from RefSeq and is a predicted model, not a curated record. The transcript is spliced from 12 exons. Bases 1 to 2082 code for a protein of 693 amino acids. Gene Ontology annotation, molecular function: calcium-dependent cysteine-type endopeptidase activity.
AUGACUAGCUGUGCAAUUAUCAAAUCUCGAGAAGAUCAACAAUUAGAGGACUGUGUAAAAUGGGUUAAUUUAUUCCUGAAAGAUUUCAACGAAACAGACGUAUUUUACGAUUCGGGGUUUCUGGAUUUUAGUGAUGAAAAAAGUCUGGCUUGGGAUAUGCAUGGAACAAUGAUUAAUUACGAGAAAAUUAGAAGUGUCGGUGUCUGUGUCUAUCAUGAUCCAUGGCCAUUCCACGCGCAACAAGGAAAUCUUAGAGAUUGUUGGUUGAUAGCUGCGAUGAUGACGAUUCCGAGGAGAAGGAAACUGAUGGAAUGGAUAUUACCGGAGAAUGAGUUCUCGUUGAAGCAUGGAUUGUUUUUCGUUAGACUGUACAUCAAAAACGCCUGGACAGUAUACGUUGUUGACGGCCAUUUUCCUCGCCAGGAAUCCAAAUCCCGUUCCGAGUUUGCACGUCUAACUCGCAAGGAACUAUGGCCUGCAUUGAUUGAAAAAGCGGUCGCAAAAGUGUUGGGUGGGUAUCAUAUGCUUAACGGAGGAAAAACAAUGACCGCAUUCAAGUGUUUAACGGGCGACAGUUGUUGCUGGUAUGAAUUGGAUAAGGAGACGAAUCUCAACUUGUUAUGGAGAAGGCUUCAACAAUUUCAAUCUUCCGGAUAUCUUAUGACAAUCUCAACUCCCAAAGUCCCCGAUAGAACUCGGUUUGAUGAGAAAAAUCUAGGAACAGGACAUGGGUACUCCAUACUGGACACUGGUAUCCACGAAGGCCAUCGACUGGUUUUAAUUGGAUCCACUAAUAACAGGAAGUGGAAUGGAAAAUGGUCGGAGUUACCUGCUUACAACGAAGAAGUGACAAAAACGUGGAAUGAGUCCAGAAUGAAAAAAGUCAAUAGGCGAUUUUUCUGGAUGGAGAUAGAUGACGUAUGUGAAUGGUUCAACGGCCUAACAGUUUGCAAGUUUCGAGAAGGUUGGAAUGAGUUGAGAACUGGCAGGUGUCGAUGGAAGGAUCGAAAACAGGAAAGAGCGAUUCGUAUUCGUAUCAAAGAGCGAAUCAGGAUGACUGUCAAAUUGAUUGUUGAUUAUGGGAGUGAGGACACAAAGUAUAUCGGUAUCGGCUUAAUCAACAUUCAUACAAUCAACAAGAAUAAUAUACCCGAAUCCAUUGUUUUCUCUCAUAGUGUCGUGAUGACUUUCUUUGAAAAACAAGGGCAGGAAAUUGAGGAAAGCGAUCCGUUUUAUUUAGAGACUGGCGAGUAUCUCAUUGUGUUCAAUAACUUAUUCGAUACAUGCGUGUUUGAUUAUGAAUUGAUUCUUCGCAGCCCAACUCCAAUGAAUAACAUCUCCUACGAAUAUCUAACAUUUGAAAACGAUGAAGCUUCCGAUCGCUCAUUUCAGAGGAUGAUCACCGACGGGGCUCGACCUCCUAUAGAACUUCGAAACGGCUUAUUUCUUCAAGAGUAUUCGAAAGGGAACUUGCUGAUUUUGAUUGCGAAGAAUCACACCAAGGAAUCGAUCAAUAUGAGUCUCAUCGCUAAGCCAGAUUUCAAAGCCAUUAUAACUAUCAGAAUGAAUAUAGAUAAUUGUUUGGCUAGAGACAAAACGUUAAUGCCAGCUAAAUACUUGAAAAUUCGUCCAAAACGCCUAUAUAUCCUCGGCGUCAUGUGGUCAUUUUCGAUGAGUUUGGAAAACGAGUCGCGGUUGAGUUGUUUGUAUUGCGUUCGGACUCAGGAAGAGAAGAUCAAGAAUGAUAAGGAGACUAACAAAAAAAGAGUAAUAGAAUAUUGGAAACAAAAAGAAGAAUUGGUAGGAGCGAAGAAACAGAAGACGUCGGGGGAUUCAGAAGACAUUGAGGAUCCCCCAAGGCCGGAGGGAUCGAAUGAGUUUAGUGACGAGUGGCUGAAGGAUAUCGAGGAGUAUGAUGGAUUCGAGGAUUCAGAGUAUUCAGAAGCCGACGAUCAACCAAGAAAUGGUAACUGUGACCUAAUUGCUCGAUUUGAGGAGUGGAUGAGAGACAACCAAGAUAAGGAAAUCGAGGAAUACGAAGGAUAUCAGGAUCUUGUUGCUAUUUUUAAAUUUUAUAAGUGA